ACCACAUGUUUCAUUCCACUUCAAACUUAACACAUUCUUGAUUCUUCUUGUUCUUCUAGCUUUUUCAUACACCAAUGGCAAAGCUAUUCAAUUUUCUUCCUCUUUUCUUUCUCAACAUAUUCAUCAUUGUUACAUUGUUCGAAACAAUUUCAGCUCAAACAGCUACAGCUCCAGCACCAGCAGGACCAUUAAACAUAACACAAGUCCUAGAAAAAGCAGGACAAUUCACAACAUUCAUUAAACUACUCAAAGCGACACAAGUAUCCGAUCGAAUCAAUUCGCAACUCAAUAACUCAAAUCAAGGCCUAACAAUCUUUGCACCAACAGAUAAUGCAUUCUCAAGUCUAAAAUCAGGAACAUUGAACUCGAUAAGCACACAAGAUCAACUUCAACUUUUGCAGUUUCAUAUUUUACCAACACUUUACACAAUCUCACAGUUUCAAACUGCUAGUAACCCUUUACAUACACAAGCUGGAAACAGUGAUGAUGGAGAGUAUCCUCUUAAUGUUACUACUUCUGGAAAUCAAGUUAAUGUAACUACUGGUGUGAUUGAUACAACUGUUUCUAAUACUAUUUAUAGUGAUAAUCAGCUUGCAGUUUAUCAGGUUGAUCAAGUGCUUCUUCCUAUGGCACUUUUCGGACAAGCACCAACCGCUGCACCAGCUGAGGCUCCUGCGCCUACUAAGCCGGAGAAAAGUGUUCGGGCUUCUGGUGCUCCGAAAGGAUCUCUGGAUAGUCCGGCUGAUGAUUCAAGUGCUGUUGGUUAUGCAGUUAAUGGUGUUGCAUUGUUUGUUGCCAAUGUUGUUUUGUCUUGUUUGUGGAUGUAAGUAAGUAUUGGGAUGGUGCAUUUUCAUGUAAUCUUUUAUUUUAUUUUACUUGAGCAAGUUUGAGUUGAUUGAUGAUGCAGAUCUCUUGUAUUCUUGUUAUAAUGUGAAGAAAAUUUUGAGUGUAAUAUAAAUGAUUUUUUUAUUACUGGAA
Molecule: messenger RNA, 978 nt
Organism: Trifolium pratense (red clover)
Lineage: Eukaryota; Viridiplantae; Streptophyta; Magnoliopsida; Fabales; Fabaceae
Product: fasciclin-like arabinogalactan protein 11
Exons: 1
Coding region: 75-827 (250 amino acids)
Source: RefSeq, a predicted model, not a curated record